This is a messenger RNA of Nilaparvata lugens (brown planthopper), 2035 nucleotides long. RefSeq names its product galactose mutarotase. The transcript has a single exon. NCBI's taxonomy places the organism in Eukaryota, Metazoa, Arthropoda, Insecta, Hemiptera, Delphacidae. Gene Ontology annotation, biological process: glucose metabolic process; beta-D-galactose catabolic process via UDP-galactose, Leloir pathway. Gene Ontology annotation, molecular function: aldose 1-epimerase activity; carbohydrate binding. The record is from RefSeq and is a predicted model, not a curated record. Bases 388 to 1989 code for a protein of 533 amino acids.
AUUAUUAAAAAAUACUCAUAAACUGAGUAAUUUGUUUUUAUUCAAAUAAUAAGAGGAGAGGUGAGAGGGUUUUUAUUUUAUUUUUACCAGUCAAAUUUAAUUUUUCUAUCUGUUCAAGUUUCUAUCUGUUUCUAGACUUGAAAAAAAUAUAUGAAUGAUAAUCAAAUUUCCAGACAACUCAAUCACCUGUUUGGAUUCUAAAUUAGAUCAUGUUUUUUAACAACUAGGAAAAUAACUAUUUUUCAUCAAUACUUGAUGGAUAGGUAAAUUCUAGUGAAACAAAUCAGAUAAAAAAUAUUUCAUCAAUUUUUGAUCACUAAUUUAUUACUAAUAAGUUUUCAUUUAGUAAAAUUUCAAGUACAUUACCACAUUGGAAUAAUAAUUAAAAUGACAAACAAAAUGGAGGAAGAAAAUGAGUAUGUGAUUAAAAACAUGUCCUAUGGUAGCACUGGUGCUUUGAAUGGCAUUGACGAGAUACGAAGAGAGAGUGAUGGAAUAGAUGGUGAAAAAAUAGACACCGUUACACCAGAGAUGGAUGCAAAUGAGAAACCAGUUCUGAAGAGAGAAGUAAUUAAAGAUGGGUUUGGGACAAUUUCUGUGACUGAUGGAGAAACAACACAUGAAACUAUAAUCCAUCGCUUCACUCUGACCAACCGGCGCGGGGUGUGUGUGCAAGUGAUCACAUACGGUGCGACCAUCACUUCAAUCAUGGUGCCUGAUAGAAAAGGAAACUUCGAUGAUAUUGUGCUCGGUUACGAGAACAUUGAAGGAUACAGAGAUGCCAGCAAUCCCUACUUUGGAGCCACAAUGGGCAGAGUGACAGGGAUAAUAGAAGAUGCUGCUUUCAAGGUAGCUGCAGAAGAAUUCGAUUUGUCACUCAACUUCAUUGGAGGCCACCACGUCAAUGGAGGUUUCAAAGGCUUUGACAAAGCCAUAUGGAAUGCCCACAUCCAAAAUAAUAAAAAGUUGAUUCUCAGCUACAUGAGUAAGGAUAGCGAAGAAGGAUUUCCAGGAGAUUUAAUCGUGAAUCGAAGUUUCGAACUGACAUCAAGAAAUGAGCUGAUCAUAGUCACCACAGCGACAUGCACUAAGCCCACUUUGAUCGAUGUGAGUACUCAUGUGGAUUGGAACUUAGCAUCGAAUUUAGCAGGCGCUAAAGAAAUUUACAAUCACUAUCUGAUGAUCAAUGCAGACCGUUAUGCUCAGAAAGACACAAAUUACAUGACAACAGGGAAACUGAAAAAAGUCACCGGCACUGUAUUUGAUUUGCGGAUCCCCCGUCUUCUUGGCAGGUUGAUACACAAAGUACCCGGUGGCGGAUAUGAUAAUUAUCUAAGUCUGACCAACAGCGAUUGUAAAAGCGUGUCUUUUGCAGCACGACUCACACAUGCUGGGUCUGGCAGGUACCUCGAGGUCCUAACUGAUCAACCAGGUCUAACAAUCUACACCGGCAACAAACUGUACGCUAAAGAAUGCUAUACUAUUGGUCAUCCGGAAUCUUUCUGGAGCUUCAAACCAAUCCUACCCAGUGACCAUGAAGUGAAGGUUCCAGAAAAUCUAGAUGAAGUAGAGAAUCUUCGAAACAGUCAACAAUCUGAUUUUGGAGGUGACCAUCAAGAUGUAGAGAAUAAAGUUGAGAAAGUUGAGGAGAGAAACACAGUUGAAUCUCUGGAAAAUAAAAAAUCUCUAGUAGAAGACAUAAAAGAGGACAUUGACAAAGAGAUCGGUGAUAGCAAUGAAGCUCCAACUGAAGAGAACGAUACAGCGGAAAUUAAAGAGCAGACUCCUCCAAUGAAAGGUAAAAUGGGUGUCAUCUAUGAAAGACAUGGAGGUAUUCGACUUGUACCUCACAGCUGUGCAGCGAUAUACUUGAAAAAGGGAAAACAAGAUAGGCUCAUACUAGAACCAGGAAAGGAAUACACAAGUACAACAAUUUUUAAAUUUGGCGUUGUGUCUGAGAAAAAACCUAUUUUGACUGAAAUUGUGUGAGAAAUUUUGAAAUUGAAUAAAAUUAUGAAACAUUCUAUGAUUUCAA